Messenger RNA from Megalobrama amblycephala (Wuchang bream), 3648 nucleotides. It is a transcript of the gene tnfrsfa, whose product is annotated as tumor necrosis factor receptor superfamily, member a. The transcript is spliced from 10 exons. Gene Ontology annotation, cellular component: cell surface; plasma membrane. The record is from RefSeq and is a predicted model, not a curated record. Lineage: Eukaryota; Metazoa; Chordata; Actinopteri; Cypriniformes; Xenocyprididae. Gene Ontology annotation, biological process: TRAIL-activated apoptotic signaling pathway; positive regulation of apoptotic process. Gene Ontology annotation, molecular function: protein binding. Bases 240 to 1550 code for a protein of 436 amino acids.
CCGUAUCUAACUUUUUCAUAGAUCAGAAAGAAGCGUCGCAUUACACGAGCCGCGUUUCCAUGAGAAAGCAGCCGAGAGCCGAAAAUGAUUCGGUUUUGACAGGCCGUCAAACAUUGGAUGUAUUUUGAUUUGAGUUGUCACUUGUUUUUUAAUAGUUUGGUCUCAAAACAUUGUUUCCGGAGUGUAAAAGGGAUCAACAAGUAGUUGGAAAACUCGGAAAAACACGCCAUCCUCAUAGGAUGGAGAAAUCCACAACGAUGAUAGUCAUGGUCCCUAUUAUCUUUGCUUUGAGUGUUGUGGGUCAUGGGGCAGCAGAGCUCGGGUUUGCAGGAGACCUCCAGAACCGCACAGCCAGACAGUUGAGCUGUGUGGAGAACCAUGAGUACCCUCACAACGGCUUCUGCUGCAAGAACUGUGAAGCUGGCACUUAUGUGAAAGAGAAGUGUAGCAAGGACCAGGAGAAGGGCAAAUGCUUCCCGUGUGAGAAGGGCACGUAUGCCGAGCACCCCACAGGCAUGGAGCAGUGUCUGCAGUGUAGCCAAUGCCACAGAGAUCAGAUUGUGGUUGCAGAAUGCACCAGCACAAGCAACACCAAGUGUGAAUGCAAAUUUGGUUCUUUCUGCCUGCCAGACGAGCCAUGUGAAGUGUGCAAGAAAUGCGCCAGGUGCAAAGCCGAUGAGGAAGAAGUGAGCCGUUGCACUGCAACAUCCAAUACAAAGUGCAGGAAGCGCACCUCUUAUCCGACUGAAGGACCAACAGACAAGCCAUCGCCAUCAAACAACACUUAUCCUAUAGCAAUUGCUUUACCAAUUUUGGUGCUACUGAUCAUCAGCAUCGCUUUUGGCGCUCUGUUUUUAUGGAGGAAGGGUCACUUUCGACAAAGUGACACUGCUGGUGAUUUGAAAGAAGUGAAGAUUCCUAUUGAUGAGUGCCCAAAAUCAGAAGAGGAGAAAGAGAACAGCCGUAAUGCUGGAUUAGAGAGGGAGGAGGAGCAACGCCCAGAGUCCCACCCCUUGUUGACACAAGAAACACAGGAAACGGUUAGCAAGAGCAUACCUGUGGAGGAUGAAGACCGGGGAUUGGGCGACAGCUUGCCCAACACGACUAGCUCUUCUCAAACCAGUCUUUCUGCUCUACCUUCUGCGGUCUACAUCGAGGAUUCACCUCGAUCGAGUCCCCCGGCCCCGAGACAGACCGAGAGAGAUACAGAGUCAUGGGCGAAGGAUGAUGGUCCUCCCAGAAAACUUAUUCCUCUACUUGGUGAGGAGGAUUCUCUGAACAAGAGUUUUGACCUGUUUGAUACCCUGGACGUGCGGUACCACAACAAGUUCUUCCGUAGCAUCGGCGUAAGCGACAACGCCAUCAAGGUGGCCGAAACGCAGCACCCCGUGGACAAAGUCUACGACCUACUGCGGGUAUGGAUGCAAAAAGAGGGCCUGCGGGCAAACAUUAACACAUUACUACAAGCUCUUCUGGACCUGGACCAGCGGUAUUCAGCAGAACACAUCGCCUCCAAGGCUGUUGAACGAGGCUACUACAAAUAUGAAUGAUGCCUUUUCAAUACUACAAGAGUAAAAGAACAAAAUAAUUGAGAGGUGUAGAUUCCUUUUGAAUUCUCCCCUAUGGGCCUGUUGGUCUCAUUACAUGAACUUGAUGUCCCUUUACGGAGACAUUGGUGAAUCGCCUCUCUGUAGCGCCCACGGUGGGUUUAGAAGCCAACACUGGACCCUUUUUUAAGGACUUACACUGGCGAGCAAUAGAGGGCGCUGUGUUCCCUCUCAACGGUGCAUUCUCGAGUUACUUGAUGCACUGGCCUCAGGCUUUCAAACUACAGGUUGGUCCAAAGCCUGCAUAUAGGUGUCAUUAAACCUUCGGUUAUGCCAGAUGUUCAAACUAAAACAAGCUUAUGUAGUUCUGUGCCUUAAUGUGUUUAUUUGGACUACAUACUGACAGGAACAAACACAAGAUUUUCACAAGCCUCACACUACAUGUAGUCAUAUUUCUGAAUCAAUUCUGUUCUUAGCUACAAACCUUGUCGAUGAACAAAUGAACAAAUAUGCCUCAAGAUGAGCUCAGAACUCAGAACAGUUAUGUCAGCAGGGGUUUCAUUUUGAAGUUUAGAAAAUUCAUUUUACUUUGUUUGUUACAGAAUAUCUCAAAUGCCUGACCGUAACCUUUCCCCAUCUCUGUGGUGCGGGGCUGAGAUGCGUUUUUCACCUUCCCAACCUUUCUUGCCUGUUCCGUUGUCAUCGUUUAUAUUUAAAUAAGUGAUGUAUUUAUUUGUAUUGUGUAAUUCCGUACUAUUUAUACCUGUUACCAAUAUUCUCCUACAGUAAGUGUUCCUGAAGCAUUUUAGGCAGUGUGACUGAGAUGUUCACAAGACAAAUCCUUCCGGUCCUUUCACAAGUGGAUUAAGUGCCAUCUCCCCGUAGUUUUUUCUAUAGCUAAGACAUUUCUAUGUUUACCCUGAGCGUGUCGCUUACUACAGACUCAUCAUUGUUAUAUGAAUCACAAAAUGUGGAUAUAUGUUGUUGAUGUGUAUGAUAAAAGAAAAAGAUUGAAAGAGUACCACGGUCAGUAUAUCUUGGGCGCUUGUAACUUCUUCCAAAGGUUGUAUUAAUGUCGAGGAUAAGGAGGCAUUUCAAACUUCUGCUCGCUGUUGUUUUUUUUGUUUGUUUUUUUAUGCAGUAGUGCACAGGUACGUGUUUUUAGAAUAGUUAAAAGAUGAAGGAAAUUUAUGCUCAUCCAGAAACUUAGUUUAAUUGAGUUUUGUCUAGUAUGUACAUAGUUGUCAAGAAUUCUAUUAAACGAAACUAAUAGAUAUAUAUUUAUGGAAGUCCUAAGAGUUCAACGUAAUGAAGUACUGCCUAAAAACCAAACCGAAGGAACAAACUGAAAUUAAAAUGGAAUAGAUGUUAUCUAAAUAAACAGGGCUUCUAAAUUCAUUUACGUAGCAGUAAAUGAACUGGGACGUCUGACUCGGCUGUAUAGCUAUGUAGAUGUAUCGGUGUUUGAAAUAGGAUGGAUAUAUUUUCAGAACACAGGUCUCAGAUCAGCUUCACCUUUGAGCAGAUUUGUUUGAUUUGGUGUGGAAAGCUGAAAUCAGAUCAGGACAAAAUGGCUCCCCCUUCCUUUGAGCUUCCCCGUUUAAUUAUGAAAAUGUAGAGCUAUCGUACAGUGCAGGCACUGCCACCUAUUGACGUAGAGUUGUAUAACAAGAGAAAAAAACCUGCAUCAAUUUCAAGGGACCUUUUUUCACAUCUAAACAGUUAUUUUUCCUCACAUCUUUCAUCUUUUUGCACUGAAUUUAACAUUGAGUGUCUCUUCAGAUGUAGGUGCAGAAGUUUGAGCAGUUUGGUGCCAUCUGUUUCUGUUUUCGGAGGUUUUUAUACAGUUUUUAGUUUUUUAUUGACGCCACAUUGUUUCUGCCUUGACGCCUCUAACACAGAUGCAUGCCUCAGUGCCCGCUCAUUCUACGCUUUAUUUUCCACAAUAUCUCUCUACGAGUAGAAGUUUUGUAUCUUUUUUUUUUCCCCUUAGACAAUUGUUUGCUCGUUUAUGAAUGUCAAAUGUUUGCUGUUGCAAAGUUGUUUGUAGAAUGUUUUUGUUUUAAAAUUAUAAAUAAAAAAAUAAAAAAAAUACCAAUAA